AGUGCCCGCUCGGCUCCGCCCCCCGCGGCCCGGCAGCCCCGCUCCGGGCGGGAUGCGGGAGCCGCCGGUGGAUCCCGGCUCGGGUGCGAGCUCCCGCCCUGCCGGUGACCCCCGGCGCCCGCCCGGGGAUCCGCCAGCCCCCCGAGUAUGAAGACGCUGGUCCGGCUCUUCCUCACGCUGGUGUGCGCGGCGGUGGCGGCGGUGCUGUACAUCCUGCUCGGCUCCCACACCCCCGUGCAGCGCUGCUGCUCGGCCCCGGCGCUCCGGGACAGCCCCGCCACGGCCAGGGCUGACAGCGUCCGCAGCUUCCCGGGCUACAGCCGCGUUCCCGACGGGAAGCCGCUGGAGCGAGCGCGGUGCCGCCAGUGCGCCAUCGUCUCCAGCUCGGGGCAGAUGCUGGGCUCGCAGCUGGGCCAGGCCAUCGACGGGCAGGAGUGCGUCCUGCGCAUGAACCAUGCCCCCACCGCCGGCUACGAGCAGGACGUGGGGGCCCGCAGCACCAUCCGGGUGGUCUCACACACCAGCGUCCCCCUGCUGCUGGGCAACCAGCCCUACUUCUUCCAGCAGUCCCAGGAGACCCUUUACUUCAUCUGGGGGCCAGCAAAAAAGAUGAGCAGGGAGAAGAUGGGCUCAACCUACCAGGCUCUGGUCAAGGUGAUGGAGAAGUACCCCCAGCUGCAGAUCUACACCCUGACCGAGGAGAAGAUGACAUACUGUGACGAUGUUUUCCAGAAUGAGACAGGGAAGAACAGGAUGAAAUCCGGCUCCUUCCUGAGCACGGGCUGGUUCACCAUGAUCCUGGCCAUGGAGCUGUGCGAGCAGAUCUGUGUCUUUGGCAUGGUCAGCGACAGCUACUGCAGGGAAAAGAACCACUCCAGCGUGCCGUACCACUACUUUGAGAAGGGCAGGCUGGACGAGUGCAGGAUGUACCUGACGCACGAGCAGGCUCGGCGCGCCGGGCACCGCUUCAUCACCGAGAAAGCCAUCUUCUCCCGCUGGGCCAAGAGGGGGAACAUUGUCUUCAACCACCCAUCCUGGUCAGGCAGGUAGGGCGCUGCCACGGCGUGAGGCGGCAGGAACCUCGGCGCAGGGCAGCUCUCCUCCUGCAGCAACACGUCCCAGCUCUGCCGGUGGCACGGCUGGACACCUCCUGCCAAGCCCUGGAGCAGGGAGUCUCCGUCUCUGCACAGCAGUGCCUGUUUCCCAGCUGGUGGAGGGGCUGGGAACCCCCUGUUGGUACAUGGUGGGCAUGAGCUGGACCCAUGCAGCCCCACCAGCUCCAAAUGUCUGCCUGGAUGGAGCCAGGGAGACCUGGUUUUCUGCUCUCUCUACUAGGAGGAAUAUUUAAUGCAGGAUUAGACGUGCUGCUGGACUCCAGCAGGACAUGGGACAGAAAUGCUCAGCCCUGCCAGGGCCACAGACCUGUGCCUCUCACAGGGACGAAGCUCUACUGUGUUCCUCGCCUCACCUGUACCCUCUGGACAGUGCUGGGUGUGGGGUGCAGGCACCUGGAUCCAGGCUCUGCCUUCUGCUGCUUGGUGCCUGCAGCCCCUCAGCUGGAAACCCGGAGCCACCUGUGCCCUAGGGGCUAUGAAUUGCCUUGUCACAAGUGUCCUUGGAUUCAGACCAAAGCAAACGUGGCCAUUAAAAUUGUUUUUAAUUCAG
This is a messenger RNA of Zonotrichia leucophrys gambelii, 1665 nucleotides long. RefSeq names its product ST6 N-acetylgalactosaminide alpha-2,6-sialyltransferase 4 (gene ST6GALNAC4). The transcript is spliced from 6 exons. Lineage: Eukaryota; Metazoa; Chordata; Aves; Passeriformes; Passerellidae. The record is from RefSeq and is a predicted model, not a curated record. Gene Ontology annotation, biological process: oligosaccharide metabolic process; ganglioside biosynthetic process. The coding region runs from base 148 to 1050 and encodes 300 amino acids. Gene Ontology annotation, molecular function: alpha-N-acetylgalactosaminide alpha-2,6-sialyltransferase activity.